AUAGCUUAUAGAGCAAAAGCAAGCGCUUAGAUUCUAACCUUCCCAAAAUUCCUCGUAACCAAAAACCUCGAGCAGUCAUCGUUUAUGGCAGCGAUGGCUCGACGCAGCAUAUCGUCCCUCCUUUCCCGAGCCCUAAACCCAUCGUCUCCUUCCAUUCUACCAUCUCGCCUCCCGGCCGCCGCCUCCGCCGUUGAGAGGCUUCGGCGGGUGGCUUCCCCGCUGACUUCAUCGCCUAUCCGCUGGAAGACGACUUCAGGCUCUGGCUAUUCUCCAAUCAAGGAUUCCUCGCCCAAUUGGAGUAAUCGACCCCCUAAGGAGACGAUUCUUCUAGACGGCUGCGACUACGAGCACUGGCUUAUUGUAAUGGAGUUUCCGGAAAACCCUAAACCCUCGGAGGAGGAGAUGGUUGCCGCCUAUGUUAAGACCCUUACUGCGGUCGUUGGAAGCGAGGAGGAGGCCAAGAAGAAGAUUUACUCUGUUUGUACCACGACCUACACGGGCUUUGGUGCAUUGAUCUCGGAGGAAAUCUCUUAUAAAGUUAAAGGACUUCCGGGAGUUCUGUGGGUGCUGCCCGAUUCUUAUCUUGAUGUGCCAAACAAGGAUUAUGGAGGAGAUCUUUUCGUUGAUGGUAAAGUCAUUCAUAGGCCACAAUUUCGAUUUACUGAUAGACAACAAUCUCCCAGGAUCAGGCCACGACCUCGAUAUGAUAGGCGCCAAGAGACGGUGCAGGUGGAAAGAAGGGAACCCAUGCAGAGGGGAACGUCUCCACCGGUGGGUCAGGAUGGUUUACAAAAAGUUUUCAAUAAUCCACGACAGGACUUCCAGAGUUCACAAGAAACUGUUUCAUGGCCUAACAAUUCCCAGUAAAACCGUUACUUUGAAAAAGUCUAAAUAUAGUGUGGUUAGGACUUCUUAAUUUACCAUUUGAAUGGUUGCUGAUAAUGCAAGUGUAUGCUGUAAUGCAAGGAAUUGUUAGACUAAUUCUAUUUCCUUGAUAGAUAAAGUGGGAAAUGCUUGUUUAUAGCUUCAAGUCUUCUUUUAUGCAUGGCAUGAUUUUUGUUAGAACUUUUUAGGUUUUUAUACAAUUAAAAGCAUGGGUAAAUUAUAGAAUUUUGCAUGAUGUAAUAUGAAAUAUUUCACGGCAUUAUGAAAAUAUGGAUGAGUUUUCUCAA
This is a messenger RNA of Dendrobium catenatum, 1172 nucleotides long. Its product is annotated as multiple organellar RNA editing factor 3, mitochondrial-like. The coding region runs from base 85 to 867 and encodes 260 amino acids. Gene Ontology annotation, biological process: cytidine to uridine editing; mitochondrial mRNA modification. Gene Ontology annotation, cellular component: mitochondrion. The transcript is spliced from 4 exons. Lineage: Eukaryota; Viridiplantae; Streptophyta; Magnoliopsida; Asparagales; Orchidaceae. The record is from RefSeq and is a predicted model, not a curated record.